UUCGUAAAAUCGUAACAGUCGUUGAAAAAAGUUGACACGGAUGCUUUGUGUAAAAAUAAUUCGAGUGAUUUUAACCGAAAAAAGUGGUGUUUUAUAACUGUUUUGUGUUACCGAACGCGGCAAUUGUCGUCGUUUGAAGAUAAAUUCCGUUUUACAGCUGUAGUUGUUGAAAAAAGAUAAAAGAAAACCAAAACCAUUGAUUUAUAACGACCGUUUGAUUCCGAAAACAGGCUUGGGUUCGGGGAAUGAUGGAUCCUUUUACGCAGAAUAUACUGGAACGAGCGGAGAAACGGGCUGCCGCUCUAGGAAUAACGAAUACGUCCAAAUUUCCUUUGUCGGAGUUCAACUACGACAACGGAAAUGCACCAGUUGCCUCGAAAUCUCCGACCAAAAAGAGUUCGGCCGGGACCACCAAGAAAUCCCCUCGCAAACAUUCUCCACAUAGGACCGGAGCCAGCAUAGUGGGAACCACAAGCAAAAGUCCGCCGGCUGCGUCAUCCCGUCUGGUGAGCACGACCACUUCCGGUGGAACCAAGAUCGAGGCAACCCAGCGGAAGCAAAGCUCCGGAAGCGGCAAAGAUGUCGAUGUGGCCGUGGAAAUAAACAUUACGACCGGGUCCGGUGUUCAGGUUGAAGUUGAAGUAGCGGAAUGUGAGGUCGAUGCAAAUGGCAAAAUAACUCGAAAAAUUGACAACAAACAACAGCUGGACGAUGCUGAUGCUAAGGGACUGAUCCGGGAUUCUUCUCGCAAUCAACUGCAACGUUUGGGAACUUUGUAUUCGGAAACGCAAGAUCUUUCAUCGCCGGUGCAUCGUACCGAGGGGCGGUUCCACGAAGAGCAAGGUUGUUCAUCAGCCGCAGCUGGGAAGGAAAAUUCCCGUCCCCGCCCGAAACUUGCUAAGCUAGCCAUGCUUGCAGACUCUAUCAACAAUUGGGAAGACGACACUUCUCAUCCGGAUAUCAAACAUCACCGAGAAACAAUUCACCCUUCAAAUAACAAAAGCCCAUCAAAAAGCCCGGCCAAGGAUAAAAGUCCUAAACGGAAAGAACAAAGUCCGAAAAGGACCGCUGGAACAGUAGCUAAAAAGUAUAUAGCACCCAAUCCACCAAAAUCGAUCCUUAGCCCUGCUAAGGGUGAUGCAGAAAAGGGUCCUACCAAAACUUUAAAAUGGGAUCAAAAGGUGAUGGAUGCUUUGGAAUUGCAAGGUUUUCAAAGACGCGAAUCUACAACUUCCAAACUAGUAUAUGAUUACAAAAAUCAAUCGAAGCCACCCAGAGAAAAACAAGAAACUGAAACAAAUGAAAAGGCUUUGAUGCCAGUCAAGAAAGGCCGAGCCCCUGAUGUUCCUGAUAGCUCACGCGAACGUGCCAUUCCUGCCUUAGAACCCCCUAAACAGCCCGUUAAGAAAACGGAAAUAAGUAAAGGACUAGUUUCUGGAAGAGCAGCAAUGUUUGAUAAAUCAAAACGCCAAUCAAUGGCUAGAAAUCAGAAAGACCCUGCCGAAAUGUCACUCAAAGAGCGUAUGGCAAUUUUCGAAAAGAACAAGGGACAAGCACUCAUUCCCAAAGCUGCAUUUGGUAUUUCACCAUCAAUCAAACAAAUCACAGGAGAGAAUUCUUCGGGUGGGCAAAAAUGUCUUGCUAUUCAGGGAGCGGGCAUCGGUACUAUUAACAAAGAACUCAACCAGCCACAGAAACAAAAAAUAGAUGCCUUUAACAAGCCCCAGCUAGCUGAUUCUAAUGCUACCGGAUCAGCUAUAAAGAGUACUCUUGCUGCCCUCAUGUCCAACAACAGCACUUUGUCGGAAUCACAAAUCGCUGAAGAAACUCGCCGCCAGCGUCAGCAAGAAAUGGAAAUGCUAUUGAAUCGAUUCUCCAAACCCACUGACAUGUCAUCGGAUACAGCCCAAAAACAGAUCCCUUGUGCUCCGCCGAUGCCCCCAGAGGGUUAUCUAACUCCAAGCAAAAAGAAGUCAUCUACAAAAGAAUCCGGCGGAGCAAGACAUUCCGGUAAUAAAAGACGAUCGGCCGAAGAACACAUCAGUGCCGAAGUUUUGUGUACCCUAGACGACGUAAAGCGUAUCCGUGUAGCUCCGCCGAAAGAGGGCCGACUGUAUCCGGCACUAAGUGACAUUGAAACGACGGCUACGGAAUCGGGUGGCGAGGGAGACGAUUACACGACGGCCACAGUUUCAGAGGAGGAUAGCGAACAGCAUUAUCAGCAGCAGCACAGCAACUACCAGGACUGCGAAGACGAGGAGGAAUACUACGAUGAAGAGGAUUACGACGAGGAGCAGGAUGCUGCCUAUGAAGACGACGACAGUUAUAUGUACUCCGACGAUGAAGAACCAGCCAUUGGUGACGUUAGCCUUGGGCGGGAAAUUAUGCAAGCCGUUAAACUACAGGAUCGUCACCAAAGUGAUUCGCGUCGUGCAAGUCAGGAUCGUAAGGUUGAUCCGUCAGGUAGAAGGAGUGAGCAACAAAAAGCAGAUCAACGUAAAAGCAUCAACAGUUCGACAAGCGAGUUGUCUGGUAUUUUGGACGAAAUGGAUGAAUACCUCGACGAAGCCUUGGACGAGGACAAAGGAGAAGAAUAUGACACUCCGCGUAAAUCAUCAGUGUCUUCGAACAGUUUUUCUUAUCAGAAAAAUCCACAUCAAUCGAAAUACGGAACAAUUCACGAGGAAUCGGAAGAAAAGAAGGAUCCUCAGAAACCCUCGCCCAAGCAGGAACAUGACAUGACCGAGGACUUCAGCAGUCCAGUCAAAUCGGAACUGAAGAUCAACCCCUCCGAUGAUAAUAACAUGGUCACUUUGGUGCACACUGUGAGUUUCUAUCGCCGUCAACAAAACUCCAACAAUCCCACACCGGUGAAGAAGAUCCUUCGCACACCGAUACACAAAUUGCAGCGAGCCUCAAUAGAUUCUACUACCGAAGAUUCCGAGGACAGUGCCACGACAACGGGAACGGCAUCCACAUCGUCGGAUGAGAAUGAAUAUUUGGUUCAGGAGAAAAUAAAGCGUUUAUUGGACGAAGUUUGCAAACAACAAACCGUAAUCGCUCAAACGAGCCAGGCUUUGAACUUGUGCGCAGCCACCAUCGAAUUUUCCGGAUCAACUGAAUCCGUUGAAGGCGAGCGACAUCUGUUGGUAGCCACUCACAGACGCCAAGCGAUUUUGGACGAGGUGCAGCGGCUCCGUGUAGAGGGAUGCAUUCGACCUCUGGGUGCACCCACAGAAAAAGGACGGCUGACGGUUAAGGAAAUCACCCUGCCACUCCGACAGGAAUACAUCCGUAAGCUGGCUUCGGAUGCAAUCAGCGGCCAUCACUUGGUGUGUCUCCUUAAGUACAAUGAAACUGUGCUAGCCACGCAAUCAAUUCCGACCCUUCCGGGCCUUCUUUCGGUCCGUUUCCCGGAUGUUCUACAGUUGAGUAACGUUUUCGCAGAUUUCAAGAUUACCAUGGAAAUUUACGGUAUGACUGCACAACGAGAGGUUCUACCUCAUGAAAUCAAGUACCACAUUGCAAUGAACAAGAAAGGAUCCAGCAAGCUACACACCCCUAAGGGAGUGAAAUCGAAUUCCCGUCUGAUCAUGCCUCCGGUACAAUCACCGGCCGGUCCACAAGCCGUGCGGACGCCUGCUCUGGUCCAGUAUGGAUUCAUCAUAUUCUCGUUGAAGGAAAUACAACGCACCAACUGGACCCUGAACCCAGUGGCCGGAGUAAGCCCGCUGGAAGGGAACGUCCACAUGAAGGUUAACUGCGAACUGACGGUUACCGUUGAUCAUCGUGGUUUCCUCACGAUGUUCGAGGACGUUUCUGGCUUCGGAGCUUGGCAUCGGCGCUGGUGCCGACUACACGGGCAUGUUCUCAACUACUGGAAGUACCCGGACGAUGAGAAACGCAAGGCACCGAUUGGCAGUAUCGAUCUGCAGGGAAGCUGCACACAGAAAGUGUCCGUCGCUCCGCGCGAUGUAUGCGCUCGAUUGAAUACGUUGCUCUUGGAAUUUAGACGACCUGCUCAGCCUGAUGACAUCGAUUCAUUAGUGAUUGUCAGACAAGGAAAUGUUACUAUCCAACGACAUCUUCUAUCGGCCGAUUCCAAGGAGGAACGCGAAGAAUGGGCCGCACACUUGAACAAAACGUUAGCACUACUGAAAGCAUGGGGACAAUCUAGCAACAACAAAGGAACGAGUUGCUAGCUUCCAGUCAUGAAUAGGCUCACGAAAAUGGGGUUUUCUGUAUAGUGUUGUUCAUAUAAGUACCUCCGAUAGUAUUUCAUGCGUUUUUGUCAUUUUAUAUUGUUUUAACGCAGCCAGUUACGUACUGUUGCAGUUCGAGACGAUAUAUUUCUUGAGUGUUAAAUAUAUUAUGCUGGAUGCAUCGAAAGUUUGGACUUUUGCGUGAUCCAAUUCAACUAGCAAAUAACCGUUUCAAAAUUACGUAAACAUUACACAUAUGCACUCUCGAGUUUGGGCUUGACGAUAGAGUAAGCGAAAAACCUAUCUGAAUUUCGAAAUAUUCAGAAAUAAAAAGGUAAAUUUUAUCUUUUACGUUUGAGUUGUACAUUAUCUAUUAUAAACAUAUACCUAUCUAUAUAUAACCA
Molecule: messenger RNA, 4606 nt
Organism: Uranotaenia lowii
Lineage: Eukaryota; Metazoa; Arthropoda; Insecta; Diptera; Culicidae
Gene: scra
Product: anillin
Exons: 9
Coding region: 246-4202 (1318 amino acids)
Biological process (GO): actomyosin contractile ring assembly; mitotic cytokinesis; septin ring organization
Cellular component (GO): actomyosin contractile ring
Source: RefSeq, a predicted model, not a curated record